AUGCGCGAGAUCGUCCACCUUCAGACUGGCCAGUGCGGCAACCAGAUUGGUGCCAAGUUCUGGGAGGUCGUUUCCGAUGAGCACGGAAUUGCCGGCGAUGGCAAGUACCAGGGCAACAACGACCUCCAGCUUGAGUACAACAAGUACGUUCCUCGUGCUGUGCUUGUCGAUCUCGAGCCUGGUACAAUGGACUCGGUCCGCUCGGGUCCUCUCGGUAACUUGUUCCGUCCCGACAACUUUGUCUUUGGACAGAGCGGUGCUGGUAACAACUGGGCCAAGGGCCAUUACACCGAGGGUGCAGAGCUUGUGGAUGCGGUGCUCGAUGUGACACGCAAGGAGGCCGAAGGAUGUGACUGCCUUCAAGGCUUCCAGAUUACCCACUCGCUGGGUGGAGGAGUACCCCGACGCAUGAUGUGCACGUUCUCGGUCGUUCCUUCCCCCAAGGUCUCGGAUACCGUUGUCGAGCCUUACAAUGCCACUCUUUCGGUCCACCAGCUCGUUGAGAACUCUGACGAGACUUUCUGCAUUGACAACGAGGCCUUGUACGAUAUCUGCUUCCGCACGCUUAAGCUCUCUACUCCUACGUACGGCGAUCUGAACCAUCUCGUAUCUAUCGUCAUGUCUGGUGUUACCACCUGCUUGCGCUUCCCUGGUCAGCUUAACUCUGACUUGCGCAAACUCGCUGUCAACAUGGUUCCUUUCCCUCGUUUGCACUUCUUCAUGGUCGGCUUUGCGCCUUUGACCGCGCGUGGUUCCGUUCAGUACCGCGCUGUCUCCGUCCCUGAACUCACCCAACAAAUGUUCGAUGCCAAGAACAUGAUGGCUGCUUCUGACCCUCGCCACGGCCGCUACCUCACCGUUGCUGCCUUCUUCCGCGGCAAGGUCUCGAUGAAGGAAGUCGAAGAGCAGAUGCAGAACGUUCAGAACAAGAACUCGGCCUACUUCGUCGAGUGGAUCCCCAACAACGUUCUCACUGCUCAGUGUGACAUUCCUCCUCGUGGCAUGAAGAUGGCUGCUACCUUCAUUGGUAACUCGACUGCCAUCCAGGAGCUGUUCAAGCGUGUCAGCGAGCAAUUCUCGGCCAUGUUCAAGCGCAAGGCCUUCUUGCAUUGGUACACCCAGGAGGGUAUGGACGAGAUGGAGUUCACCGAGGCCGAGUCGAACAUGCAAGAUCUCGUCGCCGAGUACCAACAGUACCAGGACGCCAGUGUCGAGGAGGAGGCCGAGUACGAGGACGAUGUUCCAGCGGAAGAGCAGUAA
Messenger RNA from Rhizoctonia solani, 1260 nucleotides. RefSeq names its product Tubulin/FtsZ family, GTPase domain. NCBI's taxonomy places the organism in Eukaryota, Fungi, Basidiomycota, Agaricomycetes, Cantharellales, Ceratobasidiaceae. Bases 1 to 1260 code for a protein of 419 amino acids. Gene Ontology annotation, biological process: mitotic cell cycle; microtubule cytoskeleton organization. The record is from RefSeq and is a predicted model, not a curated record. The transcript is spliced from 7 exons. Gene Ontology annotation, cellular component: microtubule; cytoplasm. Gene Ontology annotation, molecular function: structural constituent of cytoskeleton; GTP binding; GTPase activity.